Molecule: messenger RNA, 6130 nt
Organism: Branchiostoma floridae (Florida lancelet)
Lineage: Eukaryota; Metazoa; Chordata; Leptocardii; Amphioxiformes; Branchiostomatidae
Product: tubby-related protein 4-like
Exons: 14
Coding region: 35-3373 (1112 amino acids)
Molecular function (GO): protein binding
Source: RefSeq, a predicted model, not a curated record
GUACUGUCGGGCUGAACACCGCCGUCCUGCAGACAUGCACGCCCGGCUGGAGCACGCCCCCGUGGCCCGCAGCGACUCCACCAUCCACACGCUGUCCUGGAACGGCAUCAUCCCGGCCAGUGAGCGGGAGAAGUCCGUGGCGCGCCGGAGAUACUGCCAUGAAGGCUGGCUGGCCACAGGGAAUGCCAAGGGCGUUGUUGGGGCGACCUUCACGACAUCACACUGCAGGAAGGAGUACAAGGCCCCGCCCCGCAGUAACUUCAACCUCCGCGGACACAACAGUGAGGUAGUUCUGGUGAGAUGGAACGAACCCUACCAGAAGCUAGCCACCUGCGACGGCAACGGUGUUAUCUUUGUCUGGAUCAAAUACGAGGGCAGAUGGUCCAUAGAACUGGUCAAUGACAGGGGCAGCCCCGUUAGCGACUUUAACUGGAGCCACGAUGGGCGGUUAGCUCUCAUCUGUUACCGAGAUGGGUUCGUGCUGGUGGGGUCGGUGGCCGGGCAGCGGUACUGGUCCUCCAUGUUGAACUUGGAGGAGUCCAACAUCCUGUGUGGGGUCUGGACCCCGGAUGACAAACAGGUGCUGUUUGGCACUGCGGAUGGCCAGGUGAUCGUCAUGGACAGCCACGGUGCCAUGGUAGCACAGUGUAUCCUUGACGACGAUGACGAGAUCCGCUCCCUGGCCUGGUCGGGGGAGAAGUUCCACAUGGUGAACACCAGCGACUCGGAGAGUGAGGUGGAGGAAAGCCCAUCCACUCCCAAACAGAAAGGCCAGAGAAGGAGGCACUCCCAGCGGCAGGCAGCCAUGAAGAGUGGGCACAUCCUGGCCGUGGGGUUCGGCAGUGGAGACGUCGCUCUGAUGAAGUCUUAUGAUGACAUGGCACCUGUACUCAUCAGAACCAACAUGAUUGCCACCAAACUGGAGUGGAGUAGCUGUGGUUUGUUCCUGGCCGUGGGCGGCACACACCGACACAUCACCGACCCAGACAGCGUCAGCGCAGUCAAGUACUACGACACCAGCGGCCAUCUUAGAUUCACUCUCAACAUUCCUGCUCAGAGAGCGCUCACUGCCAUGACGUGGGGCCACAACGACAAGAGAUUUUUUGUUGCAUCUGGCUCGAGUCUGUUUGUGGCGUGGGUGGAGAAGGAAGUGGCGCCUCUCCAGCUGCUGUGUAUGGAGGUUGUCGGGACGAUGAUCAAGGAGGAGAAACAGGUUGCUAGGCUACCGUUGCCAAGCCGCAUCAAGAACUACGUCACUCAAGCCUUCUCCCCGACCAUCAAGCAGGGGUGCAUUCCAGAUCCAAGCAAGUUGAGAGAAUUUGUCAGUCAAACCAGUGUUGGAGCAGAGAGACUACACUGCACCAUGGUCAGAACAGAUGAUGACGGCUACACACUGUACUUGGAGUACCUAGGGGGCCUUGUUCCACUACUAAAGGGCAAGAAAGUCAGCAAACUCAGGCCAGAGUUUGUGAUCUUUGACCCAGAAGUGUGCACUAAGGAUGACAAGUCGGAUGAUGAUGGCGGGAUUUUCAGCGGGCUGAGCAGUAGUGGAUGUAGUAGCGGCAGUGAUUUCAGCGACAAUGACAGCGAUGAGCUGCAGAGUCGACGGAGGUCACCAGGUCAGCUGGGCAGGAAGGGUAGCGAGAAGGAGAGAGACACGGUGUACCUGGACAACCUGCCUCAGGAGAACCGGUUAGUAGAGGUGACCUCCAACAUCUGGGGCACCAAGUUCAAGGUGCACGGCCUGGCGCCCUUCCUCCCGGCUUACAUGGGUGCUGUGAACUACAAGACCAGCCUGCUGCACCUCCAGCCCCGACAGAUGACCAUCUACCUCCCUGAGAUCGGGAAGGGGAUCCGGCCACCCAGGGACACCACCUUUAACCCCAACAUGUUCAGUGAGGAUGAGGAGGAAGGAUCUCCAGGGUGCAGGGAUAGUGGGAUCUCCAAUGUGGAACCCCCUCCAGAAGAAAUGGAUGUUCCCAUCUGCCCUGUCAGCUGUGCUGACUCCCUCCGCUCCGUCAAGAAGGAACUUCUCACAACACGGAUGAACCUCGCCAACGAGGACAUCUUCUCCUCGGCCAAUCAGAUCACACUACCUGGAAAGUAUUUUGUAGAGGUGCACCAUGGGAACUCAGAGGUGCACCAUGGGAGUGGGGUAGAGGUGCAGCGUGGGAGACAAGAAGCCCAGUGCAUCAGACCGGACUGCUAUGAAAGAAGAGAGCUCUCUCCCAGUGAGAGGGAACAGUACAUAUCACAAGGGGCCAUUCCUAAAGCUUAUAAAUCAGUUGAGGCACUUAAUAAGAACCUAGAGGACUUAGAUGGAGAGACAGAGUGUGAUGGAGAAAUCUUAGCUGCAGAGGAACCACAGAAACUCUUAGAGGGAGGGGUAGUAACCAACGGGGAUGGGGGAGUUGCAAACGAGAUGUUUGUGGAUGGAGAACUGGAGGGGGAGAGAUGGGCAAAGGUUGCCACAGAAAUCAUCGAACCCAGCAGUGUGGAAACGUCCCUGUUUAGUGAUGAUGGGGACGAGACCAAAGUGUUUAGUGAAGGAGCUUCGUUAACACUCGCUCCCCGUGAAAACCGCUGCAGACGGCUCGGCAUGUUAUCUUCAGCCAAAACCAGCAUCAUCAGUGAAAAGGCUCGGCAGCUUUUAGCUACCCCCAAGAACAGUCUCCGCGAGCCAUCCCGGGGACCACCCAGUCCCAAGAUGGAACCAGAGGACAUCUUUGAACCACGGGAGAGCAUCGCAAGAAAAGCCAAUCAAACGCUGGACAAGCAUGUGUCAAUCAAAUUGACGGAAAGACCAGGAAGCCCACGGGAAAUAGAGUCAAAUGCCUCUCGCUGCAGAGGGCCGUAUGAGGACAGAGUUGUGGACAAGGGUGUGCGGGGAAUCGCUGAGGGGGGGAAACUCAUUCACCAAUUGUGUACAAAGUGCAAUAAAAGCCAUGGAGUCAAAGGUCAAAAGGUGAAGUUCAGGUCAAGGUCCCAGGCAGAACAAAGUUCAGACAGUGAAGGGGAGUGUAACCUGAGUGGUGACGAGCUCGGGGCCCUCAGAACAAAAGGACUAACGCGGAGGAAGAGUAAGCGGGUACGAUCUAGAAGUGAGGGAGACGAGAUUAUAGUACAACACGAGUAUGUGCUAACCAACAAGGCACCGCUCUGGAACGAGAGCACACAGGUGUACCAGCUGGAUUUUGGAGGCCGAGUGACACAAGAGUCAGCUAAGAACUUCCAGGUGGAGCUGGAGGGCCAACAGGUGCUGCAGUUUGGGAGAAUUGAUGUGAAUGCCUACACUCUAGACUUCCAGCAUCCGUUCACAGCGCUACAGGCCUUUGCCGUCGCCCUUGCCAACGUCACACAAAGACUGAAGUAAUCCACACCACAAUGGUCCACCUUGCUAACGCUUCUCAGCAUCACGACUCCAAUGCUCCUCCUACAGUAUCUAGACAAGCUGCAAUCAUUAUAUGUAGUUAAAACAGCAGAACAAAACCCUUUCUUGUCGUACUAGUACCCAUGCCACACAUACAAUACAAAUGCAGUGAUGACCACUUUCUUGCCAAGACGUCAAGAAUGUUGUACACAGUUUUUACAAGUUCAUUAUAUGAAGCAUCACUGCACGAAAUUCAAUUUUAAGCAUACCUGAAAGCAUGUGUAAAGAUUACAUUUUCACAUCAAGGAUGAAAAUCGCAAUCUUUAUGCAUAUUUUGAGGGAUGCUUAAAGAUUGGAUUUUGUGCAGUGCAUUAUGGUGCCAUUCAAUGUAUGAUUUCAAAUACGAUGAUGUACAGUAACAAAUUUUCCUUCAACUGUGAACUAACAGCAAUAUCUACGACAUCCAGUAAAUGUUUAAUGGAACCACAUACUAUUCUUCUUACCUACAAUGUUAAUGAAUAGGAAAUUGCAACUAAGUAGGCAGUAUUAUGCAGUAUGUUCACAUAUGAAAGUACUUGCACCUUAGCAUUGGAUCAUAUGCAUUAUAGACACUACCCAAGGAUAAUUCCAUUUCAUACAUGUACACAUCUUCAUGGUGUAAAUAUGUGUUUGAUACCACUAUUUGACUUUUUUCUUGACAAGACAAUACUUAAGACAGAAAUGCCUGUGGUGAAAGAGUCAUUUUGGCCCUGGUGGCUUCUGUUGACUCAAUUGCACCUGUGCUUUUGAAUGUAUUGACGAUAAAAAACUUUGUUUAAAGGUAAAUUCUAUAUUUAGGAUUGUACUUGUUAGUUUUCAGUACAAAAUGAAACCUUUCUUGUGAUGAAUAUUUGUUUGUUGCUUGCAGAUGUCCUAUACUUGCCAUACAGGAGACUUAAAGUUUGUACUUAAGGCUUUGUAAAGAUGUAUUUCUCUUUCUAAUCUAAUGACUUAUGCUGUAAGGAAUGGAAAUAUGAAGAAGCCAAGUAGGGAGGGUUCAAGACUUUGAUACCUGACACUAUUAGUGACUUUAUAGGGACAUCCGAGAGGUUUUUUGUAGAGUCUGUGACACAUUAUGUGAGUUCUGCUAAAUCAGACCUGUACUUGUGAAUGUAUGGAAUUUGAGGUAAGAUGUGGUUGGAAGGAAUGUAGUGGUAAGUAAUGUGAAGUCAAGACUGGUGUCAGAUUCACUAUAUGUGUGUCUAAUGUUGUAUGUUUGGUACAGUUUUAAUGUACCCCUGUAAUACUUCGGUUCAGUGCACACUUUACUUUGUAUCUUAUUUAAGAGAUUGUACUUGUUGUGAAUAAGUACUGUAUGUUGAAUGCACAGAAGGAUGUACUUAUGAUUUAGGUACAGUGCCAAGCAAACCUGUAGGUGCCAGAAAUGAUCCUGCAAAGUAUUUCACAUCAGCUUCUCUUGAAAAGACAUACCAGAAAUGAUCAUAUGGAUGUCUAUGAAAAAAGUUGCUCCUGAGGAUGAUUAAGGAGAAUUGGACUGAGAAAUUUGACAAAAUGCAAAUUACAACAGAAGAGGGAGUUUUGCACCAAUUGUUGACCCCAAAAAAUAUUGUACUAACAUCUCCUGUCUUUCCUGGUCGAUGCACUUUUUGUGUAUCAAAGUGAGGUUGGUGUGGACUAAUGUAUGACUGGUAGAUUGGGACAGGAGUGAAAUCAUCUCAUUGCUAGUUGUCUAGUUGUGAAGAUUGUGAAGGUGCUUGUGUAUACAGAAAUCUGUAGCUGUUCCUUUUCUUGCAAUACUGCUUGCCAUUAUUUAUUUUAGUGGGUUAAGAUGUUUAUGUUAAGAUGUUUUAAUCAUUCAGUGGGAUUUGAUGCCAUAGUCAAGUGAUGACAAGUGCUGGAUAGGCAUAGAUAUGUACUUUACAUUUAGUAUCCUUUUUAUUCUGGCAACGUGCUUAUAUUGUAAUGCUGCGGAAUAAAGGCAGAAAUUUAAUGCCAUCUAUUAUGAAAACUGGGCCAGUUGAAAAACGUCAAACUUUCCCGUACUCCAUGGUUAAUUUCUGGGACAAAAUCAAUUCUACCUUUCAUACAUGGACUGUUUUGUUGAGAGAUUUAACAUUUGCCUUGAUUUUAUUGUUACUAGAUCUAUCUUUGUAUUUUUGUUUCGUGUUGUUAAGGACAUUGUAGAAAGACAAUUAGUUGUAGUGGUUCAGAAUGAAUGUGACUAAUGAAAAACAUGUAAGUGGUAUCCUGUUGUUAUAUCCUGUUCUUGUUCCAACUUACCCUGUCUGCAACUCUUGUCUAUGUUGUACAUAGUUUACAUCCAAGACAGCUGAAACCUGCAACAGAACAUUUUGAACAUUGUCCCAGUAUUACGACAUUCUGUUAAUGAAGCAUGAUUACGAUCCCUUCAAUCAUACAGAAAGAUCUUUUUUCUAAACAUGUCACACGGUAAUAAAACAAUGUCAGUGUGUUUUGUGGGGUAAAUCUGUCUUGGAAGCUUGAAUAUAUGUAGCACCACCAAUAUGAAACCAGACUUGUAUGCAGACAGGGUAACUUGACGACACCAUGGAUGAAUACUCGGUACAGAUGUGUCUAUUGGUUGUUGCAAUACCAUUGCCUAUCCGUAAUAUGUAGGUGCUGUUACAUGGAUACAAGUAUUAUGUCGAAUCAUGAGUGGACAAAUUCUCCCAGCCCAGGAGCUGCUGCUUGGAGAGGCUGCUCACUAUACGGCAGCCAGGAAUAAAUACUACUGUGCACAAA